Symbiodinium sp. CCMP2456 is the source of this 1956-nucleotide messenger RNA. NCBI's taxonomy places the organism in Eukaryota, Dinophyceae, Suessiales, Symbiodiniaceae. The record is from the annotation of a GenBank genome assembly.
AUGGAGGGAGAAGUGGCAAGAUCGGCAACACAAGAAAUCUACGAUCAAGUCCUCCGAAAGGAGCUGGGCAGAACAGCUGAGCUACAAGAGCAGCAGCAGCAGCAGCAGCCCACGGCGCCUAACGGCAAGCCCGGAAAGCCUCGAGAGAGGUCUGCGGUGUCCGACGGCCAGAGAACCUCUCGACAGCAGGACAGGGAUCCCUCGUCCCGGCCCGCGACUGCACAGAGCAAGAGCUCAUCCAAGGCGCGGAGCGUGCAAGAAAAGUCUCGCUGGGUUGCGCCGGAUUUUGCCUCGGUUGCCUUGUCGCCCCACAACCUUGAGGAUGCGCUCACCGAGCGGGCCUUCGCGGAGCAUCCGUCCCGCCAGUCCAUUGGCUUGAGUGAGGCAGUGGUGCGAGAUGUGGUCAGCGUGACGGUGCGGGAUAUCGUCGGCAUCUUUGAAUCGCUCCUCGAUCGCCUUCUGAUCGAGAAGAAGAUGGAGACGAUUCGAAGCAUGGUCGUGGAGUUCAUGACCGAAGAUCUUUCUGCAACCAUCGAAGCCGGUAAAGAGGAGCUUAAAGAGAAGGAGAUCGGCCACGUCCUCCAGGACAUACGCGAUCUGCGCAAGCAGAUGGACGAGACCGACCUAGCCUGGGAGCAGAAGUUCAAGAGAGUCGGGGAGCUCGAAAGGGCAUUCGGCAACUUCAACGACGAUGCGGGCGACCGAUUUGCCAACCUGGAGGCGCGCCUGCGCACCUUGGAGAAAGCUUCCGUGCGACAGGAAGCACUGGAUGCUGUCUUGAAGGACAUCGCUCAGGACAAGGCUGACAAGACAGCUGACAUCGACGAGCUUUUCUCAAAGGACGAAAAGACUCAAAGACAUCUGCAGGACCUACAGGACACUGUGUCCACCAGCUUAGCCUCGAAGAAGGAGGUGGAAGAGGCCAUGCAGCAGGUCUUGGAAGAGCUGCAUCAAUCUUCCGAUGAUGUGACGGAAAGCCUGAAGGAUCUGCAAAGCAAAGUUGCUUGGCAUGCUGACGUCGAGGAGUUGGACAUGAAUCAGCGUCAGAAGAUCUCUGCCGUGCAGUCCGACGUGAACAAGGCACACGAUGGGCUCAAAGCGUUCGGAGACAAGUUUGACUCCGCGCAGCAGCAAAACCAUGAGGUGUUUGCCAGGAACGUGCAGGUCAGGGAGAUGUUCUCGCAGUAUGGCGAGAUGAUGGAGGAUCUGGAGAAACGACUUUCCGAGGAGCAGCAGAAGCUGGGCCAACAGAAGGUGGACAAAGCGGAUCUCCAAGACAAGAUGUCGACCGCCUAUGGCCGCAUGGAGGAGCUGAAGGCGGUCGACGAGAACAUCUCCAACGGCCUCAAGGAGCUGGCAUCCGUGGUAAGUGACCUGCAGGCGCACACCUCGGAAAUGGCGACAAAGAGCUAUGCUGAGGAGGUGGCGCGCAAGUAUGCGGACGAAGUGGUGAGAGCAAGCACCGAGAAGGAAGAGAUUGAUGCCUUGCGCCGCGAUUUCGUCGAGGAACAGGAGCGGAUUCGGUCGAGCGUGAGACAGCAGCAGACCAACAGGAAAGACCUCAGCGCAGCUCUCGAGGAGUUGAACGACUUGCGAGCAAAGGCAGUAAAGGUGGAAAAGCGGUGUGGAUCCUUAGAGGAUCAGAUCACCUCGUUGCGAGAGGAGGAGGCAACGAUUCGGGACGGCUUGAAGCACACCGCGAAUAGUCAGGCUCUGUCGGAAGCAGAAAUGAAAGAGGAUUGCGAGGCGCUUCGCAUCGAGUUGAAGGAGCAUGCCGAGAGGCAGCAGCAGGAAGGGGAGAGGUUGCGGGAGCAAUUGACGCGGCAGUACAUGGAACAGCUGGACAAAGCAAUGGACCUGCAGGGAGGUAUCCAAAAGCUGCAGUUGAGCCACAAAGAACUCGAUGAGACUGUAAAGACACGUUUGCCGAGCCCUUCGUCUGCAACCUCCGGGUGA